AUGGACCCCCCAUACACCCUCUACUACGCCCCCGGGACCGCCAGCUUGGCCGUGCACUGGCUGCUCAUCGAAUCCAACAUCCCCUUCUCCGCCAUCCCCGUCGACCUCGCGUCCGGCGCCCAACACACCGCGGCCUACCGCCAACUGAACCCGACCGGCCGGGUGCCCACCCUCGUGAUCAACGCCAGCGGAGAAGCCCGCAGCGAGUCCAGCGCCCUCCUGAUGCUGCUGGCCGAACGCCACCCCGACCGGGCUCUAAUGCCGGCGGUAGAUAGCCCCGACCGCGCCCUGUGGCUCGAAACCAUGAUCUACCUGGCCAACACCCUCCUCCCGGCCAUGCGCGACUGGUUCUACGCGGCCACCGACGGAUCGGCGGACGGGGCAGCGGCGGUGCGCGAUCUGGCCAGACGACGGAUCGAGGGCGCGUGGGAUCGGCUGGAUGGGCAGGUGCAAGGGGGUGGUUAUCUGGUCGGGACGAGCCUCUCAACGGCGGAUUUCCUGGCCGUGAUGUUGAUGCGCUGGGCGCGCGACAUGCCCAGGCCGGCCACCAGUUGGCCCUCGCUGGGCCCCUAUGCGCGGCAAUUAACCGAAUUGCCCUCCUUUCGGGAGGUCUGUCGACGCGAGGGACUAGCAGGUUGGCCACCAGUAUCACCAAUUACCACUGCCUGA
Aspergillus heteromorphus CBS 117.55 is the source of this 669-nucleotide messenger RNA. RefSeq names its product glutathione S-transferase family protein. The record is from RefSeq and is a predicted model, not a curated record. The transcript has a single exon. The coding region runs from base 1 to 669 and encodes 222 amino acids. Lineage: Eukaryota; Fungi; Ascomycota; Eurotiomycetes; Eurotiales; Aspergillaceae.